AUGGCACGACUUGCAUGCUUACUAGCCUGGGUCGGUUUCCUUUCAGCUCAAAGCUUCGCCUGGAAGUUCGCAUCUUCGAAAGAGUUGGGGGAAUUGACCAACGAGAAAAAAACAGCCGUGGUGGCCUUUGUGUCGCCAGCAGACGAUAAAUUCAAAGCACUCGAAUUGGAAUGGAAUGUGGCUGCAACAGCCUCGCACUUGCCGUUCUUUAGCGUUGACUGUAGUGCAGAUGGCGAAGUCUGUGAGACAUAUGGAUCGCCGGCAUCUUACGGCAUUAAGCUGUUGAAGGAUGGAAAUAUUAUGGCAACAUAUCAAGGGCCCAGCCGAGCUUCCGCGAUUACAGCUUGGGCCGCGAGAGUCCUGCGACCAUCAGUAUCUGACGUACAGCUCAGUUCAAUGGAAUUGUUCCGGUCCAUAGACGAAGUAGUCAUAGUGGCAAAUAUCCGUCCCGAUGAUGAAGUAUCUCGACCUAUAUUGGAGGCAGUGGCCUUGAAAUAUAAGAACGAGUUCACUUUCGGCAUCCAUAUUGUAAAAUACGAAAGCAAGGAGGAGUUGAAUAAUCCGACAGUUGACUGCUUCAGGGUCAUAGAUGGAGACCGCAAGGUGCUCAAUGACCCGUUCGAUCAAGUGUCUCUUGAAUCUUUUGUGAUAGAAGCUUCGCGUCCAAUAAUUGGUGAACUCUUACCUUACAACCAUCAGCGUUUUAUUGAACGCGAGUGGCCAAUGGUGUACGUCUUUGCUGCUACGGAAGCCGAACGGGCCAACUUACGUGAGAGUCUGAAGAAGUUGGCCCGUAGCCACUAUGAAUCACUUACCAUGGUUACCGUUGACCCUUUGGAAUUCCCGGACCUGCCAGCAAAGCUGGGUCUCGAGCCCGAGAUUUUCCCAGCUGGUGCUGUGCACCAGCUCUCAACAAACAGGAUCUUUCCCUAUCCCAAAGGGACGCCAAUAACGCCUUCGUCAAUGCAGAAAUGGGGAUUGGAUGUUUGGCAAGGACGAAUAAAGCCUUGGAGUCCGCCUGGAACGACCACUGCACUCGUAUCAGAAGCUCCGGGUCAGAUCAAAGCCUCGCGAAAAGUCUCAAUUCGAAGUUAUCCGGGUAUAAAGAUCAAUAUCGGCCGUGAUGAGCUCUAG
Messenger RNA from Truncatella angustata, 1134 nucleotides. RefSeq lists its product as uncharacterized. Gene Ontology annotation, cellular component: endoplasmic reticulum. Bases 1 to 1134 code for a protein of 377 amino acids. Gene Ontology annotation, molecular function: protein disulfide isomerase activity. The transcript is spliced from 7 exons. NCBI's taxonomy places the organism in Eukaryota, Fungi, Ascomycota, Sordariomycetes, Amphisphaeriales, Sporocadaceae. Gene Ontology annotation, biological process: protein folding; response to endoplasmic reticulum stress. The record is from RefSeq and is a predicted model, not a curated record.